GUCGACUAGUCGGUAAGACGGUAACAAAUUCUUCAAAUCUUCAGUAUACAUCGGGGUUUUGUUAGGGAGGGUCGUGAAAAUGACCGGAGUGGAUGAAAUAUUAAAUUAUCAACGAAGUCCCGAUGAUGAUUUCUACGGUUUGCUCGGAUGUGAUGAAAAUUCAACUGUUGAACAAAUAACUGCUGAAUACAAAGUCUUGGCUUUGCAAUAUCACCCAGACAAAAAUGAUGGCGAUAAAGACGCAGAAGCAAAGUUUCAGAAACUAAAGGAAGCCAAGGAAACACUUUGUGAUCCAGCUAAGCGAGCUCUGUAUGACAAAUGGAGACGAAGUGGUAUAUCAAUGGGCUAUAAACAGUGGCUCGGUAUGAAGGAACAUAUUCAGCAGUCCAUGCACUGGUCCAAACCGAAUACAAAGGAUCGCAUGCUAGAAGAUGAAUCGGCACGCUCUUCUGGACCUUCAAGCUUGGGCCAUAGUAAUGCAGCGGCCCGACGAGCUUCUGAGGGUGGCGCUGCUCUGUGGGGACGCUGGGGUGGUGGCAAUCAAGAGCCUCCAUCUGAAGUCAUUUCAAAAUUCCGUAAUUAUGAGAUUUAAAUCUCUGGUUAUGAUUUUUUUUUAAUUUGUUUAUAUUUUUGAAGCAAGAGGUCAUUGUGUCCAAAUCUCUUGAUUUCUUUUGCAAAGUGAAUAAUUUGUUUUUAAAGUUACCAUGUUUUCCUAUAAAUUCUUGCCUCAUAUUUAAAAAUGUUUGUCUUAGAAAUUAGUAUAAAAUUUAGCCUUUAAGGACACGAUAUUCAUCAAGUCAGCUCAUGGAUAAAAUUUGCUCGAAUGUCACUCGGUGUCUAUAUGUUCAAUGUUUAAUGUUCAAAAGAUUUAAGUGUUUCGCUAUACAUUGGUGUUAGAUACCUCUCCCUAAGGAGGAUUAGUUUUAAACACUAGUAGUCUGCCCCUAGCUUUAAGCUGUGCACAUUCCUAAAACUUAUGAGUCUGAUUAUAACAUUUCUGCUGUAGUAUGAUAUAUAAGGUUUCUAAGAAUCUCUUAUAUUUUGAAGAGUUAUAUUUUUGAUCCUCUUUAGGACUAUAUUUAUCUUACUGUAAGUAUUACACUACCUACUGUAUUAAAGGGAGGCGGAUAUUGUGGAAAUGUUGUGACUUAGUACAGGGUAUCGUUGACAGAAAGGACAGAUUUUAUUUCUAUUUUUUUUUCUGUAACCUUAACAAAUUUAAAAUAGACAUAUUUUUAUUAAUUUUUAUCUUCUACUUACAUAUUGUUCCAAUAAUAAUUGUUAGGUAUAAGUAGAGAUAAUAUGUGUUAAAUGUUUUUAUCAGUAUUUACUCUUUAUUGAAUGUUUCUUAAAUAUAUUUAAAUGUUUUAUUCGUAGAUAAGUAGAUUUUAAAAUCAAAUGUUUUCAAUCUAAAUGAAUCUCUAACAAAAAUUGUAUAAGUGAUUAUUUUUGAUGUAAAUUCUAAAUGGAACAAUAAAUUAUACCAAAAGAAAAA
Melitaea cinxia (Glanville fritillary) is the source of this 1495-nucleotide messenger RNA. It is a transcript of the gene jdp, whose product is annotated as J domain-containing protein. The transcript is spliced from 3 exons. The record is from RefSeq and is a predicted model, not a curated record. The coding region runs from base 80 to 592 and encodes 170 amino acids. Gene Ontology annotation, cellular component: cytoplasm. NCBI's taxonomy places the organism in Eukaryota, Metazoa, Arthropoda, Insecta, Lepidoptera, Nymphalidae.